Symbiodinium natans is the source of this 738-nucleotide messenger RNA. NCBI's taxonomy places the organism in Eukaryota, Dinophyceae, Suessiales, Symbiodiniaceae. The record is from the annotation of a GenBank genome assembly.
AUGGUUUUCAUGUUUGCCCGCCGGCGCGGCCGAGAUGCGUUUCGAAGUGCUUUGCCCAAGAGCUUGUGCUGGCUAGGCACGUCCUUGCUGACCAAUCAUGUCUUGGAGCAGUUGUGGCCGCAUGUUCUAGACAAUACGGUGCCGUCCCAGUACGACCUCAACAUUUCCGAUGAUGCGUUUGUGGCAAGCGUGCAUUUUAUGCACAGGCGCUGCCUCCGGGGCCAAUCAAUUUUGGCUGUCAAUGUUGAAGAGAGGACGUGGUUCUUUUCUGAUGCUGACCAGUUGACGGACGAGCAGGCGCUCUUUCUCCGCAUUUUGCGUGGUUGCUCCACCCGCUCUGUUACAGUGGAGGCUUGCUGUCGUUGCGACUUGUGGUUGAAGUGCGAGAUUCGCCAGUGGUCCUCUGCUGCGCUGGACUUGCUACAGCAGUUUUGGCAGCUCUGUUUUGAUUUGAAUCUGGGUGUUUUGAUCGGUGACCUUCGAAGCGAUCCCCUCGUUUGCUCUCUGCGAAAGCACCACUUGUCGUGUCUCCACGACACUGCACGCACGUGGCUUGUACGCCAUCGCAUUCCACUUGAGAACUGGACUUUGUUCCCAGUCGAUCCGAGCGAAGUCCCACAACAGGCUGCCGUUGCAGCGCGUGCCGCGCGGUGGAACUUCCGCGGGAGUGCUACGUCUGUGACUGCGCCGACCGCGCCUGAUGCCCCCACGGCGCCAGCUUCUGUUCAGUCGGACUGA